UAUUUAGAGGGGAAGGGUGUCCCUUCUGGCUCACCAUAGAAAAUCUUGCAAAGCCAGACUGAGGCUGCAGGCUGAGACUCACUGGAGAGGAAGGAAAAUAAGGUUGCACCUAAUUCAUCUCCAAUAUGAAGUUUCUGAGUGUGUCUUGCUUUGGAUUUAUCUGUCUGACUUUGGCCCAUGUGCUCUACCUUCCAGUCACUGGCUAUCCUCUGACUACACCUCCAGGAGGUGACACCUCUUUACCUGCAGAUUACGGUUUGGACUGGAUGCAUGGAACUGAGGGAAAUAAUCCUUAUGGCUUCACUUGCCCUGAAGGAUGGACAAUGCACAGCACUCAGUGUCUCCUUUUUGUUCCUGAAAAAAUGACCUGGGAAGAGGCCAAGAAAAACUGUGACUCCAAAGGGUACGAUUCAUUCGCUGCUGUGUAUAGUGACACUCAAGCUGAUGAGAUCCGUCAGGAGAUGAAAAAUGCCGGCCAUCGUGAUGGACACGUGUGGGUUGGAGGCAGCAAAGCAUCAGGGGAUUCUUCUUGGUCCUGGGGGGAUUAUUCUGUCUUUGAUGGCUUUGCUAAGUUCUGCCGUGGAGAAUCGGCCCACCAUGAGAACAACUGUUUGCAGAUCAGUUUUGAUGGGAGCGGCUCAGGAUGUCUGGAUGACCAGCAGUGUGACGUGAAGCUCCCGUCCGUCUGUGGGAUCAUCCUCUAUUAGUCUGGAAAGAACAGCGAAUCCUCAGCAGACACAGGCUAAUGUGGCCAUUACUGUGUUAUUUCUGGGUUUUUCUUCUGCUCUGUUGCUUUAAUGUAACCAAAACAAUAACCCAAUCGCUUACUAAAAUAAAAGUUUGAUUUUGAUUCUAGUGCAA
Molecule: messenger RNA, 861 nt
Organism: Fundulus heteroclitus (mummichog)
Lineage: Eukaryota; Metazoa; Chordata; Actinopteri; Cyprinodontiformes; Fundulidae
Product: galactose-specific lectin nattectin
Exons: 8
Coding region: 126-707 (193 amino acids)
Source: RefSeq, a predicted model, not a curated record